Molecule: messenger RNA, 416 nt
Organism: Malurus melanocephalus (red-backed fairy wren)
Lineage: Eukaryota; Metazoa; Chordata; Aves; Passeriformes; Maluridae
Gene: FMC1
Product: formation of mitochondrial complex V assembly factor 1 homolog
Exons: 2
Coding region: 36-359 (107 amino acids)
Cellular component (GO): mitochondrion
Source: RefSeq, a predicted model, not a curated record
UCGAUUGGCCGGCGCAUCGGCGCGCGGGUUGGAAGAUGGCGGCGCUGGGGGCCCCGCUGCGCACUCUGCGCGCGCUCCUGCGCGAGCUCCGGCACGCCGCCGGCCGCUCCUAUCGCGACAGYCCCGCCUAUCGCCACGUGCUCGCGGCCUUCCGCGCGCACCGGGUGACCAGCGAGAAGCUGUGCCGGGCUCAGCAGGAGCUGCACUUCCAGGCCGCCACCUACCUGUGCCUGCUCCGCAGCGUCCGGGAGCACGAAGCCCUGCACCGCGAGUACCACGGCAAGGGCGAGCGCUCGCCCCAGGAGGUCGCUGGACUGGUGGGCUUCAGACUGCCUCAGCAGCCGGGAGGAAAGGGCUGAGACGGGUCUGCUCUGUUAAAUGUUUAUUUSUCAAUAAAUGUCCUAGAGCUGUUGGAA